This is a messenger RNA of Chionomys nivalis (European snow vole), 2249 nucleotides long. It is a transcript of the gene Tasp1, whose product is annotated as taspase 1. Gene Ontology annotation, molecular function: threonine-type endopeptidase activity. Bases 430 to 1386 code for a protein of 318 amino acids. The record is from RefSeq and is a predicted model, not a curated record. The transcript is spliced from 13 exons. NCBI's taxonomy places the organism in Eukaryota, Metazoa, Chordata, Mammalia, Rodentia, Cricetidae. Gene Ontology annotation, biological process: protein maturation.
CACAGUCAAGGAAUCGGAAACAAGGCAGCCUUGUGAGGGGAAACGAGGAGGCUUUGUGCUGGUGCAUGCAGGCAAUUGAGAAGCUGCAGGCUGGUGCUCUUGCGACAGAUGCAGUGACUGCAGCUCUGGUGGAGCUCGAGGUGUAUACACACCGUUACACUUCAUGGAGUUGCAUCCAGCCAAGUCUCUGUGUUCUUCUUGUGAAGAGGCAGAAAAUCACCUCUCCCAAGAAUUUCCAUCUUCUGGCCAAGGGAACUGUGUCCUGAAGAGCUGUACACAGACGGGAGGCACCUUGUUUGCUUGUUCUGCUGCUAGAGCUUUGAUUUAAUUAGAAGACAGGCUGUGGGUGGCCCUGUGCAGACAAAGAAGCAUCAGACAGAGCCCACUUAGUCUGGGACGGUCAAAGAUUCUCCAUUUACAAAUGCAGGAAUGGGAUCUAAUCUGAAUCUCUUAGGAGAAAUCGAGUGUGAUGCCAGCAUAAUGGAUGGGAAAUCCUUGAAUUUCGGAGCAGUUGGAGCACUGAGUGGAAUCAAGAAUCCAGUCUCAGUUGCAAACAGACUCUUGUGUGAAGGGCAGAAGGGCAAGCUCUCUGCAGGCAGGAUUCCUCCCUGCUUUUUAGUUGGAGAAGGAGCCUACAGAUGGGCAGUGGAUCAUGGGAUACCCUCUUGCCCUCCUAGCAUCAUGACCACAAGAUUCAGCUUAGCUGCAUUUAAAAGGAACAAGAGAAAAUUAGAACUGGCAGAAAGGGUGGAAACAGACUUCAUCCAGCUAAAGAAAAGAAGACAAUCAAGUGCAAAGGAAAAUGACUCAGGCACCUUGGACACAGUGGGUGCUGUGGUGGUCGAUCAUGAAGGGAAUGUUGCUGCUGCUGUCUCCAGUGGAGGCUUGGCCUUGAAACAUCCAGGGAGAGUUGGGCAGGCUGCUCUUUAUGGAUGUGGCUGCUGGGCUGAAAAUACUGGAGCUCAUAACCCCUACUCCACAGCUGUGAGUACCUCAGGAUGUGGAGAACAUCUUGUGCGCACCAUACUGGCUAGAGAAUGUUCACACGCUUUACAAGCUGAAGAUGCUCACCAAGCUCUGUUGGAGACUAUGCAAAACAAGUUCAUCAGUUCACCUUUCCUUGCCAGUGAGGAUGGCGUGCUCGGUGGAGUGAUCGUUCUCCGGUCAUGCAGAUGUUCUUCAGAGUCUGACUCCUCCCCAAAUAAGCAGACGCUUCUAGUGGAAUUUCUGUGGAGCCACACUACAGAGAGCAUGUGCGUAGGAUAUAUGUCAGCCCAGGAUGGAAAAGCCAAGACUCACAUUUCAAGACUCCCUCCUGGUGCUGUGGCAGGACAGUCGGUUGCCAUUGAAGGUGGAGUGUGCCGCCUGGAGAGCCCAGUGAACUGACUCCGGGCUGAAUGUGAAAUGUCUGAGAGGCAUUUCAAAACCUGAGCUUUGGACUAUUUAAUUGAACUUGGGUGUUUUAUCUUCCUUGUUUUGUAAUUCCUAUUGCAACCUCGGACACUGCUUGGGACACAAGUGCUGCUAUACUUAGUGCUGGCUGACACUCAAGUCUUCGAUGGGUGAACGGGAGCAUGUGUGGGUGUGUAUCUGUGUGCAGUUUGUGUGCUUGCUUCUCCCUGAUGGGAUAGGAUCUCCUCAAGUGUAACCUAUGACUGAGAAUGAUCAAAUCUUUACAAAAUGUGUGCUUUAACUGUUUACAGGUAAAACCUAAAGUUGUAGAAAACUUUAAUUUCAUAAAAAGGAAUCAACUGUGGUUGAUACAUUGUGUCUGAACUGAAGAGUGAAUCUCCUUGUUUAAAUGACUUGACCUUCAUUGCGGUCCAUUUAAUAAGAGUAAUCAAUAAUAUGGUGUCAGUUUAAGUGGUUGGUGUGGUAACUUAAACUGUGUUCUCAUCCCUCAUACAGGGCAUUUUUCCUUGAACAAAGAAUGGUUUCAGUGAAACAGUCUAGUGGAGAAUUAAGGUCAGAACCUUUUAAAGUAAUAGUCUUAUUGAUAAAGUUUGUGCUUCUUUCCUGAGCUAUUUGAAGCUUAAGUAUUGCAUAGCUUUGCGCCGUGUGUACUGUAUUAUGAAAGGAUAUGUAAAGAGAAUGUUCAGUAAUGCACAGUCUUAAUUUGUGUAUAAUGGAAUGUUAUUUACAAUGUAACACUGUAAAUAAGAAAGCAAAGUUUAUGGGGAAAAUUCAAUAUCUUUGUUUCUUGUUUAAAUAUAUUUUUAAGAUAAAGGUACAAAAAUAAAAGCAUAUUA